GAUUACAGAUAUCCUGAAGGUUCAAUUAUUUGUUGUUCUUCUAACAGCUUCGAUCCAGCAGUGAUGGACUCAGAUUGUGCAUCUCUCAGCAGGUCCAGUCUCAUGCAGACUGUACUGGCGAUCUCUUUGGUCAGUGUUUUUGAGCUGCUGUACGCGGGUAGGUCCGGCGCAGUUUUGCAGUGUCAUUACUGCCCCCUGCAAGCCGCAGGCAGGCGCUGCAACAUCACCACUGAGUGCCGCGCGCACGAGCGCUGCUCCUCUGGCUGGAGGCGUUAUGGGGGCGUGUACUUACUCGCUGUCCAAGGCUGCGCGUCCACGGAGCUGUGCGGAUCGAACCAGACUCUCUCAUACAAGGGCUUUGAAUAUAAAAUCACCUACACGUGUUGUUGUCGUGAUCUCUGCAAUAAAGCCGCUUCAUCCGAGAACAAUCUCAAGCAGCUGCUCAGGAUUACCAUCAGCCCAGCAGACAACAUCACUGCAGAUCCACUGAGCUGUCCGAAUGACUGAAACACAGUCUUAGAGUUUUACUGGGCGCGUGACACUAACUAAUGUCGCGUGCACAUGACGGCUUGUAUUAAUAACAUGAGUAAUUUAUUAAUACCAGACUGGCGGCGAUGGACUGCUGUUCUUACUGUUAUGAUUCAAACUGGUCUUCGGUCUGGAAAUUGAUGGACCUUUGUAAAAAAAAAAAAUAAAGCAUGUUUGAGUCCGA
Messenger RNA from Labeo rohita (rohu), 712 nucleotides. RefSeq names its product sperm acrosome membrane-associated protein 4. The record is from RefSeq and is a predicted model, not a curated record. The transcript has 2 exons. The coding region runs from base 64 to 507 and encodes 147 amino acids. Lineage: Eukaryota; Metazoa; Chordata; Actinopteri; Cypriniformes; Cyprinidae.